GUCAAUUGGUAAUAAGUCGAGAGCAGUCAGCAGAGGGACAGUUUUUAUCAAACAGCAGUUUAGUAUUAAUUUUAUUUGUGCUCCGAAGUAACGUAAUUAUUCCCUAUGCGUUAAAUUAAUCAACAAACUCACUUUACGUUUUAAACAAACAUAAAUCAAUUUAGUAAAGCGCAAAGUUUGGUUAUUACUGAAAAAUGUUCAACUGCUACAGUACCCCACGGGAUAUCAGUUCGAAAGUGUUUAGUGUCUAUUUGAAGUGAUUACAUGUUAUGGAAUACCACUGUGAUAUUGACCCGUUUAUAAACACACAUCGGGAUUGUUUAUCGAGUUAAUAAUGUCGGGUAAUUUUAUGAAUACGGAUAAGGAACAUAAAUCGCCGAGGGAGAGUGGCGAGGAUUCGGAAGAUGAAAGCGAAAUUUUAGAGGAAAGUCCUUGCGGUAGAUGGUUGAAACGACGCGAAGAGGUCGAGCAAAGAGAUGUUCCCGGUAUAGAUAGCGCCUAUUUAGCUAUGGAUACGGAGGAAGGCGUCGAAGUAGUAUGGAACGAAGUGCAAUUUUCCGAAAGGAAAAAUUUCAAAAAUCAAGAGGAAAAGAUCCAGUUGAUUUUCGAAAAUCUCACCCAAUUAGAGCAUCCUAAUAUCGUUAAAUUCCACAGAUAUUGGACGGAUACGCAUAACGAUAAACCUCGAGUGAUAUUCAUAACGGAAUACAUGUCGUCGGGUUCUUUGAAACAAUUCCUGAAGAGGACCAAACGAAACGUCAAGAAACUACCCCUGCAAGCCUGGAGGAGAUGGUGUACGCAAAUCCUCUCGGCUCUCAGUUACUUACAUUCCUGUUCUCCGCCCAUCGUCCAUGGGAAUCUCACCUGCGAUACCAUUUUUAUUCAACAUAAUGGGCUCGUCAAAAUUGGCUCAGUUGCUCCGGAUUCGAUAAAUCAUCACGUCAAAACGUGCCAGGACGAUUUCAAAAACAUGCAUUUCAUCGCACCCGAACAUCCCACUCAGAUGGGCCCUCCGAUUGACAUUUACUCCUUCGGGAUGUGCGCCUUAGAAAUGGCCGCCCUGGAAAUAAUCGGCAACGGUGAUUCCGGCAACAAAGUGACGGAAGAGAACGUCAAAAAAACAAUUGAAUCCCUCGAGGACGAUCACCAAAAAGAUUUCAUUAUCAAGUGUUUGUCAUCGAAUCCGGAAGACAGGCCUACAUCGAAGGAAUUACUAUUCCACCCUCUACUUUUCGAAGUCCAUAGUUUGAAACUUUUAGCUGCACAUUGUUUGGUUAGAAAAAGCGCGUACAUUUCCGAAACGAUAACCGACGAACUGAUGCAAAGAUGGUACGGUCCUGACGUCAUAGUAGCGGAAAUGAAAAGGAAAAGCGGAGAAUGCGUCCAAAUGAAAAUGGCUAAUAUUACGGUAACGGAAAAAUUGGAAAAAUUCGUCGAGGACGUCAAGAAUGGUAUUUAUCCGUUGACUGCUUUCGGUGCUAAACAACCCCCGCCGCCCAGAUCUAGGGCGAUAUCACCGGAAAUGGCGGAAUCCGUCAAAUCCGUCACCCCCGAACCCACCGACGUAGAAACUAGGAAAAUUGUUAAUAUGAUGUGUGAUGUCAAAUCCAAAGAAGAAAGCUGUGAUUUAUUGUUGACUAUUGUACUACGUAUGGAUGAUAAGAUGAAUAGGCAGUUAACCAGUUGUAUAUCGCCAGGAGACAACCCCAAGGUGUUAGCUCAGGAAUUGGUCCAUUACGGUUUUAUAAAUGAAACGGACCGAGAUAAGAUAGCGAAUUUAAUAGAAGAAUCAAUACAAAAUUCGACGACAUCCGGUAGCAGCAGUCCGACGCACGCGUUUCCCACUUUUCCCGCCAUACCGCUAUUGACGACGUUACCGCAACCGGUGCCCGUAUUGGCGACGAAUUCCCUACCUCCCCCCGUCGUCGUUACGACCCAAGUACCGAUGCAUUCUACCAGUUAGUGAACCGCCCCCUCGACGAAAAAAGAAGAAAAA
This is a messenger RNA of Diorhabda carinulata, 1996 nucleotides long. RefSeq names its product nuclear receptor-binding protein homolog. NCBI's taxonomy places the organism in Eukaryota, Metazoa, Arthropoda, Insecta, Coleoptera, Chrysomelidae. The transcript has 10 exons. Gene Ontology annotation, molecular function: protein serine/threonine kinase activity; ATP binding. Gene Ontology annotation, biological process: protein phosphorylation; intracellular signal transduction; endoplasmic reticulum to Golgi vesicle-mediated transport. The coding region runs from base 335 to 1963 and encodes 542 amino acids. The record is from RefSeq and is a predicted model, not a curated record. Gene Ontology annotation, cellular component: cytoplasm; endomembrane system.